This is a messenger RNA of Phyllopteryx taeniolatus (common seadragon), 9052 nucleotides long. RefSeq names its product Rho guanine nucleotide exchange factor (GEF) 12a (gene arhgef12a). Gene Ontology annotation, molecular function: guanyl-nucleotide exchange factor activity; G protein-coupled receptor binding. The coding region runs from base 1348 to 5565 and encodes 1405 amino acids. Gene Ontology annotation, cellular component: cytoplasm. Lineage: Eukaryota; Metazoa; Chordata; Actinopteri; Syngnathiformes; Syngnathidae. The record is from RefSeq and is a predicted model, not a curated record. The transcript is spliced from 40 exons. Gene Ontology annotation, biological process: G protein-coupled receptor signaling pathway.
ACAUCACAAUUUGCCUUGUAUACGUAGUGUAUCAUGUAUGCCUGUGAUUUAAUGACAAAUGAAAUAGUGAUGCAGCUAUUCCUUUUAACUUUGUCCGCAUAUGUUUCGGUUUUUUAGUGCAUUUCGGAAGCCGGGAUGCUGUUGGAGUUUUCCCCAUCUCCCGGCGGAAGUGGUUGCUGGAAGUUUGGUAUUGCGGCGGCUAGCAAGCUAGGGCGUUGUUAGCGGCACGCACAGUUUUACAUUUUUUUUUUUACUCUCGUACAAAUGACGCCGAGCAUUGGGAGAAAACGUCUCGAGCGUCCCUGAAAGUUUUAACGCCUCGACGGGGUUAUAGUUCACCAAUAGUAGCUCGCGGGAGAGUGCUUGUUACUUUCUGUCCCGUUAGCUUGGCUACCUAGCCUAGCCUAGCCUGCUUUUGCAUCCACGGGAAGGAAUUGUGCGGAGAGACUGAGUGACUCCGUUCUGCUAACAUGGAGUCAAGGAGCGUCGAGCGGUGCUAACACACACACACUUUGACCGGAUUCUCUUCUCACCCCUGGAGGAGACUUUUUUUGUUUGUUUUCUUCAAAGGACGUGGACGUAAAAAAAAAAAAGCCACUGGACAUUUAUAUAGUAUUUUUUUUCUCGUCGGGAUUCGGACUUUGCUUAGUUUGCAGUAUAAACAAGGGCACACGACAAAGUUUUUUUUUUUCUUCUUCCCACCCAAUAGAACUCAUCUGUUUUGUUAGCUUGAAGCUAGCAAGACUGAACUCUCAUUUCCUUUGAGGAUUCUCUCAAUCAAGCUUCUAGAUCAUAUACACAGUUUUUAUAUAUUUUUUCGUUGUGCUCGUUUGUUUUAAACAUUACGGUAUCGAACGACUCUGACUCUGCAUGGUAACGGCAGAAUCGGGCAGGAGAUACCAAACCGCAAACUGCCGACUGCAGGAAUCCGUAGGAUCUCCCAGGGACGUUUAGUCCCCAUUCGAGCCGAGCAGGGGUGGUGGCAGGCUGACUGCACCGCCACAUUAUCCGUAACGUUGGAUUAUCCGAAAACUGGGAUGUGAAUGCGAGGGUUACACGCAUGCAACUUGGGCCAGCAGUGUUAUUUAUCACCGAUACCCAGGCCCUGAUUCAUUUUUAGGGUCUGCACCAUUUUAAUCCAUUUUGCGGCGACCCAUCUAGCCAAUACAUUGAGGAUAUUUGCCGUCGGCAUCUCUGCUCGCAUCUUCCUUUUAUAUUUAUUGAAUAAUUUUUUUGAAAAGGCCAUUUGUCACGAAUGCAAGAGAAGGACGCUCCACCAAAUCACCUCGUCACACUGGAAAAUGUUAAUCGGAUAUAUUUCCCUUCAAAUCUAGAACCGGAAGCCCAAUGAGUGACACACAGUCCAGCUUCACUGACAGGUUUCCCAAGAAAGCAAACAGAACUAGCAGCAUUCUCAGCAAAGACCACCCCCCGGACAAGAAACCUAAAAGUGACAAAACCUCACUUCCCUCCAAUGAAUUUGACCCGACAGAAGCUCUGUUGGUGCAGAAGAGUGGCAGCAGCAGUUUGCUAGCAGAGGGGAAGCCUGAGUCCUGUGGUCUGGUCCAGCGAUGUGUCAUCAUCCAGAAAGACGAAAAUGGCUUUGGGCUCACAGUCAGUGGCGACAAUCCGGUGUUUGUGCAGCUCGUCAAAGAAGAUGGUGCUGCAAUGCGGGCCGGCGUUCAGACAGGAGACAGGAUCAUCAAGGUUAAUGGAACCCUUGUGACACAUUCAAACCACAUUGAAGUGGUGAAGCUUAUCAAAUCGGGAGCCUAUGUGGCCCUCACAGUACUGGGUCGCCCUCCGGGGCUUGCCCAGAUCCCACUGUCUGAAGCGGAGUCUGAAAUGCUGGGCGUUAGCAUUUCCUCCCCAAAUUCACCUGCAGCCGAACGCCCAUACAGUCCUCAUGACCGGCUCGUCUCCACACCUCAAUGGGCAAUGAAGGAGGAGCACAUCAGAAACCCCUCCCCCAAACUACUGAAAGACAACCAGGAGGCUCAGAAACACAUUCCACAGCUGCAGGGUCAGCUCUUCAAGGCCACCGGUGCAACACAGGAGGCUGCUCCAGGUGGAGAUGCAGAUGAUGGUAGCAUGUUUGAGACUGAGCACACUCUUCCGGCGGGAGACCAAAGUGCUGACUUGUCCUGGAACAGCACACCUAUUUCUGGGUUUGGACUCGGCUCUCCAGAGAGUUUAUGCCAGAGGGAAUUGUCCUGCCCCAGCCCCAAGAGCACACCCAGGAAUAGCUUCAACUCCUGCCACUCCCCAGACACUGAGGAUGCCACUGAUCUGGACUCACUGUCUCCCACCACAGUCAACAGUCCCUCCUCUCGCCUUGUCUCGCAUAUCAUUGGAGCUGAGGACGAUUAUUUUGAUUCUGACCAAGAGCAGACAAAUGGCCAGUUUAACCGUUUUACCAGCAUUGAGCAGCUCAAGUCUCGGCCCGCCCACCUUGCAGCAUUCAUGCAUCACGUCAUAUCUCAGUUCGAUCCAGCCCCGGUGCUGUGCUACCUCUAUGCGGACUUGUACAAGCAGACCAACUCCAAAGAGACCAGACGGGUGUUCAUGGACCUCCAUACCUUCUUCAUUGAUCGGGGAGCACACUUGAAAGUGGCAGUUCCAGAAUCCAUUUCUGCAGAUCUUGACCGGCGGCGGACAGAAUUGAUCCCAGAGGAAAUAAACAGACAGCAUGUUCAAACACUGCAGGAUUCUUUGCUCCCUGACAUCCAGAAGAACCUUGAGGAUUUCAGACAAAAGCGCAGUAUGGGCCUAACCGUUGCUGAAGUGGAGCUGGGAAGGCUGGACCAAGAAUGCGUGAGAGAUCGUGUCACCCUCGAGCGUGAACGCUCUUAUGCUGAAAAUAUCAUCACCAAGAUAGAGGAUAUCCUGGUUACUGCUCAGACGACAGAAGAGGAGAAGUGCACUACAAUGCAGUAUGUCAUUUAUACAUACAUGAAGCACCUUGGUGUGAGGGUCAAGGAACCUCGCAGUCUGGAGUCAAAACGGGUCCGGAUCAACUUCCUUCCUAAGAUUAAGAAAAGCAUUAAGACAGAAAAGGAUGGAGAAGAAAAGGUGAAGAAGCCCAGGUUUCCCAGUAUUCUUGGACCUCAGCGUCGGCCAAGCCGCAUUGAAGCCGCAUCAGUGGGCAAAGCCCUUGAUGGUCGGCCCAAGCCUCAGAAGCAGUUGUCUCAGCCUAGUCUUGGGGCCAGCGAGCACACGGAUGGGGGUCGUUUAAGGGGCAGCCAAUCCAGCGAGGGCUCUGAGCUUACACACUCCACGUCUGUCACCACCUCGUCCCCAAACAGCACCCCCUUCAGCUCUGACGCGAGCCGAGACACAGACUUGGGUGGGACUCCAACUUCAGGAUCCGCCAGGCUGAGCGACGGUCUUCAGCCUGACCCUCUUGAUGGGUUGCCAUACCCAGCAUCGCACUUUGACCUUAACAGCAUGGACCAACUCCAAGAGGAUGACAGAGAAACUGACAGAACCCAUGAGGGAACGCCAAAGGCCAUCAGGAGGCUCGAGGGACUGGGUCCUGCUGAUGUCCAGAGCGAGGAUGACCAGGGAACAGACUCGGAGCAUGACCCCCUCAACUGGCAGCAGCUAGUGGGACGCGAGGUUCUGGCGGGUCUCAGGCCUCUUGAAAUCAAGAGACAGGAAGUUAUUAAUGAGUUAUUUUAUACAGAGCGUGCACACGUGCGGAUGCUGCGAGUUUUGGAUCACGUCUUCUACCAGAAGCUUUCAAAAGAUGCCAUCCUGCCUCCUGCCGACAUCAAACACAUCUUCACCAACUUGGAGGAGAUUCUACAACUGCAUGUUUCCAUUCUGGACCAAAUGGCAGCAGUUCGGAAGCGAAACGAGUCGUCAGUCAUUGAUCAGAUAGGAGAUGACUUGCUCUUCUGGUUCAGUGGUGGAGAGGAGGAGAAGCUCAAACAGGCUGUGGGGACGUUCUGCAGUAAUCAGCCUUUUGCUCUGGAGAUUAUCAAGACCAAGCAGAAGAAAGACUCGCGCUUCAUUUCGUUCAUGCAGGAGGCGCAGAGUAACCGAUUGUGUCGGCGACUGCAGUUGAAAGACAUUAUUCCUGUUGAGAUGCUGAGGUUCACCAAGUACCCCCUGCUGCUGGACAACAUCUCCAAGUACACAGAUGAUGCAGUGGAGAAGGAGAAAGUGAAGCAGGCAGCCGACUGUUGUCGAAAGAUCCUCAAUCAUGUAAACCAGGCUGUUAAGGAAUCAGAAGACAAGCAGAGGCUGGAGGACUAUCAGAAAAGACUGGACCUGUCCUCACUUAAGCAGACGGACAACCCAAUGAUCCUGGAGCUAAAGAACCUGGAUCUAACCAAGAAAACCAUGGUGCAUGAGGGGCCACUGUCAUGGAAAGUGAACAAGGACAAGAUCAUUGAGCUGUACACUCUCUUGUUGGAGGACAUCCUGGUCCUGCUCCAAAAACAAGACGAUCGUCUCAUCCUCAAGUGUCACAGCAAGAACUUGGCAGGGACCGCCGACACCAAACACAUCUUCAGCCCCAUCAUCAAGCUCAACACUGUGCUGGUGCGCUCCGUGGCUACAGACAACAAGUCCUUCUUUGUGCUUUCCAUGUCUGAUAACGGUGCACAGAUCUACGAGCUGAUGGCGUCCACAGUAUCGGAUCAGAGAACGUGGCAGAAUUUGAUCACACAGCGAGCUGAAGCCAUGAAAGUCAAACCCCACAUUGUCAUACCUUUACCUCAGACAGAUGGGGAGCGAGACGGUGUGGAGAUCAUCACGGCCGGCGUCUCUAGGCUGAGUAAAGACCCAGACCGCACAUCUACUGGCAGCACUCAGUCCACAGAUAAAGAGAGCAGCCCAGCUGUGAGGCGUGUGACACCAAGCCCUUUACCUGCUAGUAAUCCUUACGAGGCAGAGAAGACGGAGGAAGAGGAGGAGGAAGGUUUUGUGGACCCAGAGCUUCCGUACCGAGGGACCGAAGAUUGCAGCGCAGACUCCUUUAACGUGUUUCCCUCCAGAGCAGAUGAAGCGAUGAAAACAUUGUCGGCAUUAAAACAAGUGUUGGUGACGCAGCUCAUGUCGCAGGAGGCUGCAGAGGGAACCAAGCGCUCCACGGGAGCUCGCCUCCUCAGGACCACCUCCCUGAGGACGCCGGUAGAGAAACGUGUGAUGGUCCACAAUGGUUCGGAGAGGAACACCUCCCAGACCGAGGACCCCACCCAGGACUUGGGCUCUGGCGAUACGGGCUUCUUUGAUUCCCCUGAAGAUUAUGCAGGAUUUUUAGUCCUGGAAGGAUACCGCGGCCCAGGGGAGAGCAGCACCGACGACGACUUGUCGCCUGCAGGGAAGCAGCUGAGCGUGUCGCAAGGCUGCGCCGCCGACUCGGGCAUCAAUCUGAGGUUCUCUUCAGCGUCGCACGCCGGCAGCCUCUCAUCUUUUAGCAGACAAAUCCUGUCUUACCUGCGAAACCUUCAGACCAGCCUCAACCAACUGAAGGACAUUGAAGCCAAGUACAAUAAUCUACGUCAAAGGCCGGAGAGAUCAAGCACACACUCAGAUGGAAACAAAGAUAAGAGAUAGUGGCCUGCACCUUCUGUCUCGGGGGGGUCCCAAAGAAGUGUAGUUCCGCUACCGGCUUUGUGUGCGCGUGUGUCCUGGACAUGGUGGACCUUCUAUAAGCUUUUCCUCUCACUGCUGACUCAACAAUGCCCACACCCCUUUCCUCCUUGUUGCCACCGAGAGCAAGAGACUUGAAAGGGGCGGAGUCGCCUCCUCAUCAGCACAAGGCAAUCACCGAUAUUUCCACCUAACACCUCCCUGCAAGAAAGAGAACUGAUACCAAAAUGUACAAAGAAAUGUGGGUUUAUAUACAGUAUAUAUAUAUAUAUACAUAAAAGGCUAUGUAUAUAUAUAUUUAGAUAUAUGAAACACAAAGCAAGAAAAGGAAAAAAUUAAGAUAAUGUAUUAAGAUUUUUUUUUUAUCCCAAGAUGUAUUUAUUUUCUAUUUGUUGGGUUCUUUUCUUUUUUUUUUAAGAAAAAGUGUUUCUUGCAUUGCGUGCAUGCUGUUGCUACUUUGGCUGCCUCUUAUUUCUUUCUUCUUCAGUCACUCAGGCUUGAUGUGUUAGCAAGGCUCACCCUGCUUGCAGUUGAAUCCCACUGAAAGAGGCUCAUGUAUAGACCCCACUACCCCCCAUCUCUGUGUUGUCUUCAAAAUGGAGGAAUUCACACAACUUCUACAUGUGGUGUUGAACUAGAAUGAAGAGUCGCCGGGGCUCUGAUCUGGUCUUGUUGUAUUCUUCCUCUUCACCCCCUUAUGGAUAGCGAUGCACGAUAACUAUCAAAUGCCGAAUCAAAUGGACAUAACAAGAGCCAUAUCAUUCAGCGGCAGGUUGGUUGGGAGCGGCUGCUGUUUGCAUUGACAUGGGACAGUCAUGGAUGUUUUCACCAAAAUUCUACGCCGACAACACCAAAAUUAGUCAAUAUCCGCAGUAAAUUAGCAUAUGGUCGCCAGCAUUUGCUGAAAUUACGAACGUCCAGUGACUGAGUAACUGCAACGCUUGCGUCCUUCGGAGGGCAACGCUCUGCAAGACCCAGCAGCCUACGAAGCAGUGGACUCGCAGAGCAGUACAAGCUGACAGAAGACCAAGCGUUUGGCCGCAUGCAGAAGCACCGUUGUCGCGGUUGGCUAACAGCUAAGGUAAACGCUAACCCCUGCAGAACACAUCUACACAUAUUCCUUUGCAAUGUUCGCUCACUGGAUAAUAAUUAGAUCUACAGAUGGACGUUCUACGGGGCCAGCGCAAGUCAAUAUCCACAAAUCACACACGUCUGCCAGCUUGCUCAGGAGCAAAACCCCAUCCCAGGCAUUCUUCGCUCACCCACAAAGUCAAAUGUUUUAAAAUAAAUAGUAACAUGAAUGACCAACCGUUCUUGUUCUAAAUAAAAAAUGAAUAUUUGAACCUGUGCUUUAUUCAAGUUUAAGAAAAAAAAGGCCAUUAUCAUUCCUAUACUAUUGUUGUGCUGCCCUCACGACACGUAACUCUGAAGCUAGACAGCCAGCGAACUAAUAAAAGAAAAGCUCUGUACACAAGGCAUUCUUUUCUUGCUUUCAUGGAGGUCUCAUGUUGAAACCAAUAUCGUAAAUAAAAUGCUCUUCUCGGAUUUGAACGCAGGUUCUCAGAACUGAGGCAAAUGUGCUAAGUCGCCCACCGUGCUGCCUAAUAUUUAACAAUUCCAGUCCCCUCCAAAAGUAUUGGAAAAGCAAGGUCAAUUCCUUUGUUUUUGUUGUAGACUGAACACAUUUGGGUUUCACAUCAAAAGACGAAUAUGAGACCAGCAGAAUCUUUUAUUUCAUGGUAUUUACAUCUAGAUGUGUUAAACAACUCAGGACAGAGCACCUUUUGCUUGAACCCACCCACUUUUCAAGUGAGCAAAUGUAUUGGAACGUGAUUGGGGUUUUUAUUUGCUCAAGUGUUGCCUUUUACAACCCCAAUUCCAAUGAAGUUGGGACGUGUUAAACGAAAAUAAAAACAAUACAAUGAUUUGCAAAUCAUGUUUGACCUAUAUUUAAUUGAAUGCACUACAAAGACAUAUUUAAUGUUCAAACUGAUAAAACUAUUGUUUUUAGCAAAUAAUCGUUAACUUAGAAUUUUAUGGCUGCAACACGUUCCAAAAAAGCUGGGACAGGGUCAUGUUUACCACUGUGUUACAUCACCUUUUCUUUUAACAACAUUCAAUAAACGUUUGGGAACUGAGGACACUAAUUGUUGAAGCUUUGUAGGUUGAAUUCUUUCCCAUUCUUUCUUGAUGUACAGUUUCAGCUGUUCAACAGUCCGGGGUCUGCGUUGUCGCAUUUUACGCUUCAUAAUGCGCCACACAUUUUCAAUGGGAGACAGGUCUGGACUGCAGGCAGGCCAGUCUAGUAACCGCACUCUUUUACUACGAAGCCACGCUGUUGUAACAAAUGCUUAAUGUGGUUUGGCAUUGUCUUGCUGAAAUAAGCAGGGGCGUCCAUGAAAAAGACAUAGCUUGGAUGGCAGCAUAUGUUUCUCCAAAACCUGUAUGUACCUUUCAGCAUUAAUGGUGCCUUCACAGAUGUGUAAGUUACCCAUGCCAUUGGCACUAACACAGCCCCAUACCAUCACAGAUGCUGGCUUUUGAACUUUGCGUCCAGAACUGUCCGGAUGGUUCUUUUCCUCCACAGUUGCUGGCUUUUGAACUUUGCGUCCAGAACUGUCCGGAUGGUUCUUUUCCUCCACAGAUGCUGGCUUUUGAACUUUGCGUCCAGAACCGUCCGGAUGGUUCUUUUCCUCUGGCCCAAAGGACACGACGUACACAAUUUCCAAAAACAAUUUGAAAUGUGGACUCGUCGGACCACAGAACACUUUUCCACUUUGCCCCAGUCCAUCUGAGAUGAGCUCGGGCCCAGAGAAGCCGGCGGCGUUUCUGGGUGUUGUUGAUAAAUAGGUUUUGCUUCAAAUAGUAGAGUUUCAAGUUGCACUUACAGAUGUAGCGCCGAACUUUAUUUACUGAUAUUGGUUUUCUGAAGUGUUCCUGAGCCAAUGUGGUGAUAUCCUUUACACAUUGAUGUCAGUUUUUGAUUCAGUGCCGCCUGAGGGAUUGAAGGUCACGGCAUUCAAUGUUGGUUUUCGGCCUUGCCGCUUACAUGCAGUGAUUUCUCCAGAUUCUCUGAACUUUUUGAUGAUGUUAUGGACCGUAGAUGAUGAAAUCCCUAAAUUUCUUGCAAUUGUACGUUGAGGAACAUUGUCCUUAAACUGUUCUACUAUUUUCUCACACACUUGUUCACAAAGCGGUGAACCUCGCCCCAUCUUUUGAAUGACUUGUGAAUGACUGAGCAAUUCCGGGAAGCUCCUUUUAUACCCAAUCAUGGCACCCACCUGUUCCCAAUUAGCCUGUUCACCUGUGGUAUGUUCCAAACAGGUGUUUGAUGAGCAUUCCUCAACUUUUGCCCCCUGUCCCAGCUUUUUUGGAACGUGUUGCAGCCAUAAAAUUCUAAGUUAAUGAUUAUUUGCUAAAAACAAUAAAGUUUAUCGAUUUGCACAUUAAA